Messenger RNA from Seriola aureovittata, 7208 nucleotides. It is a transcript of the gene sncaip, whose product is annotated as synuclein, alpha interacting protein. The transcript has 12 exons. Bases 194 to 3079 code for a protein of 961 amino acids. NCBI's taxonomy places the organism in Eukaryota, Metazoa, Chordata, Actinopteri, Carangiformes, Carangidae. Gene Ontology annotation, molecular function: ubiquitin protein ligase binding. The record is from RefSeq and is a predicted model, not a curated record.
CCCCUCUGUGCUGCCCAUAUGUCAAAGUCUUUGUGCUUUUCAAGACAGCGAGGCGACAGAAGGAAAAAAAACAGCUGGAUCCAAGGAUUCCUGCUAGCGGCUCCGCUAGCUGUUUCAUCCCCCAGACCAGCCACUUCUCCUCGGCCGCCUCUCUUCGACAAGCUGGGCGUGAGGCUGAUGAUGUGGUGUGAAGAUGGAGGCUCCUGAAUACCUGGACCUGGAUGAGAUCGACUUCUCUGAUGAUUCAGUGUAUUCUGUGACGUCUCUGAAGAGCAUCCCAGAGCUGUCGAGGAGGAGCGAUGGUCCGGCUGAGGAGAGACCAGCUCCAGCCAUCAACUGGAGUCGUGGCGUUUCCUCCCACGGUGGCGGGGGAAUCAAACCCACGGGGCUCGCCGAGGUCCACAGUAAGUUCCGGCCGGUGAAGAGGGUCUCCCCUCUCAAACACCAGCCAGAGACGACCGACUCAGACUCUGAUGGGAAGCUCCAGGGUCAGGGGCCGGGUCUGGGGGAGCCGGGGGAGGGCAGCAAAGACGACCCCGGCUCCGACAAGCCGACUCACGCCUCCUCCACCUCCUCGGACGGGCCGGGGGGGAAGGUGAAGGGCCUGGGCGGCGGCGGCGGUGUGGUUGGAGGGAACAACCCUCAGGCUCUGUUCGGGGAGCUGGAGCACUACGACCUGGACAUGGACGAGAUCCUGGACGUGCCUUAUAUCAAGUCCAGCCAGCAGAUGUCCACGCUGCCUCGCGUCCCCCACGACAAGCGCUCGGUGACGGGGAGCAACCUGGGGGGGGGCACCCUGGAGAGGAACCGUGGGGGAGGGCUGAAGAGCUCCGCUUUAUCCCACAACGAGCCUCUGAGCCUGGGCAGCAGCAGCUCACAGACUCCGUACUGUGUCCUGUCUCCGGUGAAGUGGUCGGACCUGAGGAAGUCCAAGUCGAUGGACCCGGACCUCCACCACCUGCACCGCCCCCCGGCAGGAGGAGGUUACCAGCCGGAGCUGCUCUCCUCCGGACUCCUCAGCUGCUCGUCCUCCCUCUCGUCUUUCUCCGACGCAGACAAGCUGCUGUCGGCGCGGGUUUACCCAGACUCCCAGGCCCAGAGGCCGGGUGUGGAGGCUGCGGGGGGCCCGGGGCUGAUGUUCUCCCUGCCGGGGUGCAGCGUGAGCAGGCAGGACGGCUCCAAGCCCUGGGCUGCCGGACCGGGAGGAGGAGGAGGAGCAGGAGGAGGAGGAGGAGGAGGAGGUGCAGGAGGAGGCGGGGGGCCGAGGGGGUUCGGAGGAGGUGGAGGAGCAGGAGCGGAGGUGGAUGAGGAGACGAAGAAGAACCAGAACAUCAUCAACAUCGUGAGAGAGGGACAGAUCUCCCUGCUGCCUCACCUGGCAGCAGACAACCUGGAGCUGAUCAGAGACGAGGACAGGAACAACCUGCUGCACAUCUCGGCCUGUCAGGGUCACGCCGACUGUCUGCAGCACCUCACCUCUCUGAUGGGGGAGGACGGCCUCAACGAGCGCAACAACCAGCAGCUCACCCCCGCAGGCCUGGGGGUCAAGAACGGUCAUCUAGAGUGUGUGAGGUGGAUGGUGAGUGAAACGGAGGCCAUCGCAGAGCUGAGCUGCACCAGAGAACAUCCCAGUCUGAUCCACUAUGCAGCCCGCUAUGGACAGGAGAAGGUGUUGCUGUGGCUGCUUCAGUUCAUGCAGGAACAGGCGAUCUCUCUGGACGAGGUCGACCAGCACGGAAACACGGCCGUGCACGUGGCGGCUCAGUACGGACACCUCACCUGCAUACAGACUCUGGUGGAGUACGGCUCUAACGUGACGGUCCAGAACCAGCAGGGCGAGCGGCCUUCCCAGAGUGCCGAGCGGCAGGGACACACCACCUGCGCUCGUUACCUGGUCGUCGUGGAAACCUGCAUGUCUCUGGCCUCGCAGGUCGUUAAACUCACCAAGCAGCUGAAUGAACAGGCAACAGAGAGGAUGGCUCUACAGAAACAACUGCAGAGAGUCAUGGAGCCCAACAAGGCCGAGGGGACGCCUUCCCGCUCUCCCAGCUCCCAUCAGCCCUCAGUGGAGGCGUGGCCAGAGAUGAUGCUGACGGCGGAGGGGACUCCGGGUGACGGUCACUGGCUGGUCCGUCAGGGAGGGGUGGGUCAGGACUCUGUGCUCAGGCAGCUGCUGGGGAAGGACGUGCCGGAGACGCUGUGUCCCAGGGAGAGGCUGCCUCUGUCGGGCGGCCUGAGCAGAGAGGGCCCCUGCGGCGCCGGGGCCCCCGGGGGCCGCAGGACGGGGCUGGUGGAGAGGAGAGAGCUCAAACUGGCGAGACUCAAGCAGAUCAUGCAGCGCUCCCUCAGCGAGUCGGAUUCAGACGGUUACCCGCCAGAGGAAGGAAAGAACCAAGGAGCCACGCCCUCAAGCACUCUGCGACCUGAUAGGCCGUCCCACCUGCCAAUCACAGAGGAGGAUCCGGUGUCGAACCACCUCCAUUUGAUGAUGAGAAAGCACCUCCCCGCCUCCUCCUCCUCCUCCUCCUCUUCCUCAGCUGAGAAGAAGCAGGCGUUUUCUGUAAGUGGCUCCAAGUCGGUCGACGGCGUCGGUUAUAACCCCUCCCCCACCUCCAGCGACCCCGAGGCCGCAGACGGCAAAACGCCAGACGCUUCCAGCGACCUCCACGACGCCGCCAACGGCCAGAAGGUCGCCACCAGCCCCAAGAGCGCCCUGAAGUCCCCGUCGUCUCGCAGGAAGACGUCCCAGAACCUCAAACUGAGGGUCACCUUUGACGAGCAGGUCCACAAAAGCUCCAGUCAGGAGGCGGAGCCAACCAAAGGGCAUCAUGGGAAGGAGAGGACUCCAACGGGAAGCUCGGAAAGCAAGCGUCCGUUUGGGACGUUCCGCUCCAUCAUGGAGACGCUGAGCGGAAACACAAAUCACAACAACAACAACAGCAGCGGCGGCGGCGGGGGUGGCGGUCCAUCGGGCUCUGCUGUCAAACUGCCCACCUGUCAGAACUCACCUGGCAGGAAGUCGGAGAGUAAGAGCAGCCCGGGGGGGGCCAAGAGCAAGAGCAAAACCAGUAACGUCUAACCACCCCAGUGCCUCCUGACGGGCAGAGAGCGAGCAGCAAGAGGCAGGGAUCAUGGGAAAUUUAUCACCCGUCACCUGAUUUUAAAUAUGUCGUGUGUUUAAAGUCGAACCACUUCCUGUCGGCGUCAUAGCAACAGGUCGUACACGGGAGACGUCAGACACUCGGUGGUCGCAGAGAUAAACCAGCAUCACAAACUGUUUCCACGAGUCCGAACCCAAAGAAAAACUUUCUCCAUCAGGCGACGUGAAGAUUAAUAUAUUUAAAAACAUGAUUUAAUAUAAUUUACAGUGUCAUUAAAACACGACACAAAUACAUUUGAAUAUGAAAUGAAAAUGCGUCGCAUCACGACACGAAAACUAAAUGAAGCGAUAAAAGACAGAAUAAAACUUCAAGUGACGAAAUCCCGCGUGAUUUCAGAUCAACGAGACGAGACUGGAGUUUUUUUUUUUGUCUCUUCAGCUUCAGUUUGUGUUUCUGCGUCGAGGUGGAAACGCUGACGCCGCCGAGGCUUGUGUUUGUUUUGGAAACAGUCACAUCAGCUGAUUACAAGCCGAGCGGGUCUCGUAAACAGAGUGUUUACGACCUGUCGUCCUGCCAGCCCCCCCCCCCCCCCCCCCCCCCCACCCCCCACCACCCGCGCACCACAUGUUUGUUCAUAACUGAUCGUCCAGAUGUGUCGAUCCACAUCUGUCCUCACAUCACCGCCACAUAAACACUAGUUAGAUUUUAAAUAAUGAACUCCAAACACACGUUUAACCUCCGUGACGAACAGCUGGAUUUCCUCUCACUUCUUUUCUUCUUCUGUGGUUUUCAUACGUGUUUAGUACAAAGUUUCUCAUGGUCUUUGCCUCGGAUGUUUGACUCUUGACAGACAGGAAGUGAAGGCUCUUAUUUUGUCACUGCACAGCGAAGAAGAAGAAGAAGAAGCUGUGGAGGCGGAAGGAUUUGUUUUUAUUGACGGACUGGAUGAAGGUUGUUUGUGUGUUAAUCGGCGUCCUGCAGAAACCUCACAUCUCCAUCACACAGUUGAUCGUGCAGCUGCGGCGUCGUCACAAUGAGUUUGUGUCUGAUACUAAAACAUUCCCAGAGUUCAGUUCAGUAACCGAAACAAAACAAGUGUCACAACCUCAUCAGUGUGUGGAGAUACAAGGUUUCUGUUCCUCUGUUACUGUACUCUGAACCACACUACAGAUGAACUUAUGAGUUAUUAGUAUUUAUGUUUAUGCACACAGUUAUGAUUUUGAAAUGUUUUUAAAAUGUGGUUAUAAUCAUGCACGUGGUCAACGUGCACCAGCACAACAAGUACUUCUAAAACCACUGUAUAUAUACUGUAGUAGUAUUUAAUUUUCUGUUUGUUUUUUACAUUAUAUUCCACACGAUUUUUUAUUUUUAUCUCCAUGGUAUUAUCUAUGCAGUAUUUUUGGCAUGAAGUAGACGUUAGUUGUGCGGCGUGUCGGAGACGUGAGGUCACAGCGGCCGACACACGGGCCCGUCGGCUGACAGACACGUUUCAGUUCGAGGACUUCUACGGCGUUCACGAGAUUCUUAAAGCUUGAAACACGAGACUGAGGCUGAAAUCUGAAGCGACACACCGACACUUAGGAGUUAAUCUCUCCUCAGCCGAGCGAGCGGCACAGAAUCUCUUAAAAGGUUUUCUUAGUUCAGGAAAAAAGAAAUUUACAGCAGUGGAAGAGAUUUCACAGCUGUAAAAUCCUACCGUUUCCAUGGAGACCGUUUGUUUGAUGCCAUUAGCAGCUGUGACGCCUGCGAACGUCUGACCUGUGAGACGGCCAGAAGGAAGGAAGGUGGAGUGAUCACGGAUCAGAAACUGAUAGCUGAUCAGAUCAGAUCUAUAGAGCAGAAAUCAAUUCCUGUAAGUGACUCCUGACUUUCAGAUGAGGAGGAAACAGAGAAUCAGAGAAAUCUGAAGGACUGUUUUUAUUUUAAGGAAACUCUUAAGGUGUUUUGAGCGACCGGCCGCAGACUCUCAGUCUCUGAGUGACAACAGAUAUUAAAACCAGAUUAAAGACAUCCUGAUCAUUUCAGGUUCACAAACAACAGGCGAUCAGUUAUAAUCAAUACCUUUUUAUCAGUUAGAAAAAGCUGCUCUUAUCUGCAAAGACUCACUAGCUCCCCCAAGAGGCCGCAGCCCUCAUCACAGCUCCCCGCACACACAGGCUGAACAGAGCCGACAAGCAGAGGUCCCCGUCCAGCACGAGGGAGGCGUGGCCUGUCGGCGCGGCCUGUCGGCGCCUCUGUGGUCCAGAGCGUCGGAUUCAAAUCCUUCAGAGAUUUUCUGUCUCUUUAAGAGUUUGAUACGAUGAUUUGAUCCUUCAGGACCGACCUCUGUGACGUGUUUAAAAACCAAAGACUGGAAGGAAACGACACUGAAUCUCACGGCAGCUCGUUCAGUUUCACCACUAAUGAGGCGGGAACCUCCUCCUGCCGCCACUUUUAGUUUUAAUGUGUGUGUGAGGUGAAAACACAGAUUACAGCCUCGGCUCUGGGUCACGUCUGUCGUGUUUCUGACGCACGUUCAUACAAUCCCUGUUACUGGUCCGUUACUGGUCCGUUACAGGUCUGUUACUGGUCUGUUACUGGUCUGUUAUUGAUCUGACGCAGCAGGACGUCUCCAAUCCAAACUUGUCAAACUUUCACAUCAGUCUUUCUUUCACGUUCCUGUCCGUGGUGCGUUCAUGAACCUGGAGUUUGGCUCAGUGAGACCUGGUUCCAAUUCACCUUCAGUAGGUUCUGGUUCUGGUUCCGGAGGGUUUACCGUCUCCACUGAUGCUGAUUUGUUAAAGGAACAGUCCGACAUUUUUGCGUCUUCUUUUUUUAAUCAGUUUCCUCUUUGUGUGUCUCAGACCAGAUACAGUACUCGGUCAAAAGUAUGUGGACGCUUGAACAUCCCGCCUCCACCUGAAGCUCAGUCGAACAUCGAACCUUUUCUGAGUGGUGCUGGUUUUGUGCUUCAUGUUGAAACAGGGACAAACACAAACGCUGUUCACAUUAAACCCUACUUUUACAAUCAGCUGUCGGUCGGACGUUUGGUUUGAGUGAGUUGACCUGAUUGUUUAACCCUCGGACUGCUGGACGUCCCGGUUCCUGGGAGACGCUGUGGGCAGCAGGUCUGUUCUCAUGGCUGCUGUCAGAAACCAGUCGGUGAGAUAACGCUGAUGUUAUCGGAGAAGUCUUUGCCGUCUGGUUUGAGACUGCGCUGUGUAGAGAUGACUCAGAUCAGAUUGUCCAUGUUCUCCGUGGUACUGUGAUUGAAAGUGAUGAUUUCUUUUGGAAGUAUGGAAACCAAGUUGUCCGCAUACUUUUGGCCAUUGAGUGUAAGUCUGUAGUGGCUCCAAACCUCUCUGUUGUUUCUAAGUCUUCCACUUCACUCCCAGCUGAUGUGAGCGACUGGUACCGACUGGGACCAGCUUAAAUUCCAGUGACUCCAGUAAGCACUUUGGAAACAUGGAAGGAGUUAAACACUUAAACAACGGCCUCAUUUGGCUUCAACUUUGGUAACACUUUAUUUUGUAGGUCUGAAUUUCUUCUAGUAGUUUCUGAGGAUGUUUCCUGUAAAGAACUUUGUAAUUUAGAUAAAAACUAAACAAUGUUCAGUUGAUUAAUUCCUUUUAGUCUGGACGUGACAAAAUAGAAGGAAAGUGUUUUUGUUUUUAGAAAAUUCAACAGCUAAUAAUAAAUCACUGAACGUUUCUCUAUUUUCUUAUAAUUACUAAAAGAAAAUUACUGUUUGUUUGGUUUUUUUUUUUUACAAGAAACUUUCUCUGAAUUUAUUCGUAAAGUUCAGAUGUGUAAAAUAAAUGUUUUCCUCGUGCGGUUUUUCUUCAGAUAAUCAGUGUUCAGUCUGUGCGGUUGAUUGUUUUUGAAAUGCAGUUUAUUAUUUUUAUUACAAGUGUCUUCAUCAUAACCACGCCCUCAGGACGAGGGGGAGGAGCUCGGCGGCUGUCGUCACCGUGGCGACGCUCACAGUGGAGACGAACUGAAUCGUACCCGUUUGUUGUGUUUUUAAUGAACUGUUCAGACGGACAGAUGUUGACAGAUGUUGCUGCAUCGACUCAGAUGUUUACUCAAUGCAAAAAAAACCAAUAAAAUGAGACAAUAUCAGUGAAA